AUGCUUCUGUCACCGGAAUUAUUGCCAUCGAUACCUUCAAAUAUCAAUAAAAUAAAAACCACAACAACAAAUUCUCAUUCAUCUACCAUGACACCUUUGCGUAUCACGAACCGUCGAAUAUCGUCAAUAGAUAGUCAACAUGUUACCAAGGAUUUAUGUAAAGUAGAAAAUAAAUGUAACGACGACAAAACCAUGGUAGAUUAUUGUUCUAUAUGCACAGAACAUAUAAGUGUUUAUGCUGUUUCUCAGUGUAAUCACAGAAUUUGUUACUUGUGUGCUUUGAGAUCCAGAGUUUUAUUUGAAACCAAUACUUGCCCUUAUUGUAGAGCUCAACAAACCAAAAUAAUAUUUACACAUGAUUCUGAUACUUCGUUUUCAACAUUACUAUCAUCAAAAGCAUGGUAUAUUAUUUCUGAUUUUCAAAUUUUAUGUGAGGAUGAAUCAAUUUAUCGAAUGGUUACAAAUACGAUAAGGCUUCGUUGCCCAUUAAAAUCAUGUCAAGUUGCUUGUGAUGAUGGCUGGCCUGAACUUUAUCAACACGUUCAAAACGAAAAAGAUGUUCCAUUUAUAUUCAUUUGUGCUCUUUCGCUAAUCUUAUCCUUACUCAAAAUGUUCACUCUUCCAAGUUCUUCGAACAAAUAUUUUGCUUCUACCUUACAAAUACUCGAUACUUAUGUUUCACCUAUAUUCACCUCAAUUUUUCAACUUGAUUUGGAUGAAAACUCUCAGCUCGAAUCUUCACUUCACUCAAUUUAUUCUAUUGGAAUAAGAGUUGCAUUUGUAAUCGCAUAUUUAACGAUG
Molecule: messenger RNA, 801 nt
Organism: Dentiscutata heterogama
Lineage: Eukaryota; Fungi; Glomeromycota; Glomeromycetes; Diversisporales; Gigasporaceae
Source: the annotation of a GenBank genome assembly